Molecule: messenger RNA, 7486 nt
Organism: Hyla sarda
Lineage: Eukaryota; Metazoa; Chordata; Amphibia; Anura; Hylidae
Gene: ANK1
Product: ankyrin 1
Exons: 46
Coding region: 326-5899 (1857 amino acids)
Biological process (GO): signal transduction
Molecular function (GO): protein binding
Source: RefSeq, a predicted model, not a curated record
CCACAGCAAAGACAGAUAGAGGGGAGGAAGCAGAAGAGGUAUGUGCCCGGGUAUUGCACCUUGUGGGAUAGAAGGAAGGAGGGAGAUGAAAGAGGACAGAGGUAUGUGCGAGGAACUGUAUCCAGCUGGGGAGAAAGAGAUAUGGACCGGUCAUAACGGAAGACUCUCUCUUGACUAGUCGAAGGAGUUGGCACUCGAAUCCCAUCCAAGCCUACCCCAUUGGACUUCACGUGAGGGAGUAUCUAAACUGCAAUAAUAGACCCCUACCUGGGGGGGGGUUUAAGGUCCCCAAUAUUUGCUGCGGUUCCCCAAGUUUUUAACCAGGAUGGCUCAAGCUGCCAAGCAACUUAAGAAGAUCAAAGAUGUUGAAGCACAGGCUCAGGCGGAGCAGAAAGAAAAGGAGGAAUCCGCGGCGAAGAAAAGAAGUCGAUCCCGUGACCGUAAGAAAAAGGCUGAUGCAGCGACCAGCUUCCUGCGAGCUGCCAGGGCUGGAAACCUGGAUAAAGCGCUGGAACAUCUUAGGAAUGGAGUGGACAUAAAUACGUGCAACCAGAAUGGGCUGAAUGCUUUGCAUCUAUCCAGUAAAGAAGGACACCUCAAAAUGGUCAGCGAGCUGCUACACAAAGAAAUUGUCCUGGAGACCACCACCAAGAAAGGUAACACGGCACUGCACAUUGCUGCGUUGGCCGGGCAAGAAGACGUGGUGCGUGAGCUUGUGAACUAUGGGGCCAACGUCAACAGCCAGUCACAGAAAGGCUUUACGCCCCUGUAUAUGGCAGCUCAGGAGAACCAUCUUCCCGUGGUGAAGUUCCUUUUGGAGAAUGGAGCCAACCAGAACCUUGCUACUGAGGAUGGAUUCACCCCCUUGGCCGUAGCCCUACAGCAGGGACACGAGAACGUUGUAGCUCACCUCAUCAGCUAUGGAAUGAAAGGAAAAGUCAGACUCCCUGCCCUGCACAUUGCCGCUCGAAAUGAUGACACCCGGACCGCCGCUGUUCUCCUACAGAAUGACCCCAAUGCAGAUGUCUUAUCCAAGACAGGAUUCACACCCCUGCACAUAGCGGCUCACUAUGAGAACCUUAAUGUCGCUCAGCUCCUUCUGAACCGAGGUGCAAAUGUUAAUUUCACACCUCAGAAUGGAAUCAGCGCUCUGCACAUCGCCUCUCGGCGUGGGAACGUGAUCAUGGUGCGGCUAUUAUUGGACAGAGGAGCCCAGAUAGACGCAAGAACCAAGGAUGAAUUGACCCCUCUACACUGUGCUGUGAGAAAUGGCCAUGUCCGAAUCUCAGAGAUUCUUCUGGAUCACGGAGCCCCAAUACAAGCCAAGACAAAGAACGGGCUGUCUCCCAUUCACAUGGCCUCCCAAGGAGAUCAUCUGGACUGUGUACGGCUUCUGCUCCAGUAUCAGGCUCAGAUCGAUGACAUCACGUUGGACCACCUCACUCCUCUGCACGUGGCAGCCCAUUGUGGUCACCAUCGUGUGGCAAAACUUCUCCUAGAAAAAGGAGCAAAGCCAAAUGCCCGGGCCUUGAAUGGGUUCACCCCUCUUCACAUUGCCUGCAAGAAAAGUCAUAAUAGAGUCAUGGAGCUUUUGUUGAAGUCUGGAGCCUCCAUUGAUGCCGUCACUGAGUCCGGUCUUACACCACUCCAUGUUGCUGCCUUUAUGGGACAUCUGCCCAUAGUGAGGUCACUUCUCCAGAGAGGGGCAUCACCCAAUGUCUUCAGUGUGAAAGUGGAGACCCCGUUACACAUGGCGGCACGUGCGGCACACACGGACGUGGCAGAAUUUUUACUGCAGAACAAAGCAAAAGUGAAUGCAAGAGCUAAGGACGAUCAGACCCCUCUUCACUGUGCAGCCCGCUCUGGGCAUUUGGAUAUGGUACGUUUGCUGUUAUCCAAUGGAGCUCACCCAGACCCCCCCACUACUGCAGGCCAUACACCCCUACACUUGAGUGCACGAAGUGGGCACACACAAACCGCUGAACUUCUGCUGGACAACCAAGCUGCACAUACUUCCAUGACCAAGAAAGGUUUCACGCCUCUUCAUGUGGCUGCAAAAUAUGGGAAGAUCCAGAUUGCAGAACUUCUGCUGGAGAGAGGAGCUCAUUCUAACAGCGCUGGCAAGACUGGAUUAACCCCUCUUCAUGUAGCCGUGUAUCACAAUCACCUUAACAUUGUCCGUCUUCUGCUGAAUAAGGGAGCGUCUCCACAUUGCACUGCACGGAAUGGAUACACUCCCUUACACAUGGCGGUAAAACAGCGAUCUGUCGACACAGCCCGAGCUUUGCUGCAGUUUGGUGCCACUUGUAAUGCGCAGUCCCUGCAAGGUGUCACUCCCCUCCACCUGGCUGCACAGGAGGGUCAUGUCGAUAUGGUGACAUUGCUACUAAGCAAGCAGGGAAGUGUCCACGUAGGCAAUAAGAGCUCCCUCACCCCCCUCCACCUGGCCUGUCAGGAAGGUCACCUAAAUGUAGCAGAAAUCCUGGUUUCCCAUGAUGCUGCAGUGAGCGCGGAGACACGGAUGGGGUUCUCUCCGCUUCAUGUCGCCUGUCACUACGGGAACGUCAAGAUAGUAAAGUUUCUCCUGCAGCAUCAGGCCAAUGUGAAUGCGACCACCAAGUUGGGGUUCACGCCGCUCCACCAGGCUGCCCAGCAGGGGCACACAGACAUCGUUACGCUACUAUUGAAGAACGGAGCGUGCCCGAAUCAGGCUAGCAUGAAUGGGAUCACACCGUUGGCCAUUGCCAAGCGUCUAGGAUACAUCUCUGUGACAGAUGUUCUGAGUCUGGUGACAGAUGGACCACUUACCCAGCUAGCCAACGAAAGGCACAGGAUGAGCUUCCCAGAAACUGUGGACGAGAUGCUGGAUGUGUCCGAGGAUGAAGGAACUCCCCACUUGCCUCUACAUGGAGAGGAGCCUCCAGACUUUAGGCCUCCUCCCACAGGACCGCGGGAGCCUGACGAAGAUACAGAUAUGGAGUACAAACUGGACCAGGUAGUUGGAUCCCCUGCAAUACCCAGAAUUCCCUGUGUCACUCCAGAAACAGUCAUACUCAAAAAGGAGGAAGAUGAACCGCUGUCUAGAGAAUUAGAUGAUGAAUCUCUGAUCCCCAGCAGUCCAGCCACCGAGACAUCGGACAAUAUCAGUCCUGUGGCCAGUCCUGUCCAUACAGGGUUUUUAGUCAGUUUUAUGGUAGAUGCCCGAGGUGGAUCAAUGCGUGGAAGCCGUCACAAUGGUCUGAGGGUCAUAAUCCCACCCAGGACUUGUGCUGCGCCCACGAGAAUUACAUGUCGCCUCGUGAAACCACAAAAGCUUAACUGCCCACCUCCAUUGGGUGAGGAAGAGGGUCUGACCAGCAGGAUCAUUGCUCUGGGUCCCACAGGGGCACAGUUUCUUAGCCCUGUGGUGGUAGAGAUCCCUCACUUUUCUUCCGUGGGACGUGGUGACCGAGAACUGGUAAUCCUGCGUAGUGAUAACGGGUCGGUGUGGAAGGAACAUCAGAACCGCUAUGGAAAGGAAUACUUGGAGGAGGCACUGAGUGGUAUGGAUGAAGAGUUGGAGAGUGAAGAGGAGUUAAGCAAGAAGCGCCUUUGUCGUAUCGUCACCACUGACUUUCCACUAUACUUUGUGGUUAUGUCGCGGGUAUGUCAAGAUUGUGAACUCAUUGGACCAGAAGGAGGAAUCCUUAAAAGUCAUCUCGUGCCUCAAGUUCAAGCCACCUUCCCCCCAACCGCUGUAACCAAGAAAGUGAAGUUAUCGCUGCAAGCUCAGCCCGUGCCAGAUGAUCUGGUCUCUCGGUUGCUUGGCAAUCAAGCAACAUUUGGCCCCAUUGUCACUGUGGAACCAAGACGCAGGAAAUUUCACCGGCCGAUAGGCCUGCGUAUACCUUUGCCUCCAUCCUGGAAAGAUAACCCUCGAGACAACGGAGAGGGAGAUACCACCAGCUUGAGACUCCUAUGCAGUGUAACAGGUGGAACAGCUCCCGCUCAGUGGGAAGACAUUACUGGGACAACUAAAUUAGUAUAUGCCAAUGAAUGUGCCAAUUUUACAACCAAUGUCUCAGCCAGGUUUUGGCUGUCGGACUGUCCCCGCACUGCCGAGGCGGUUUCCUUCUCCACCCAACUCUACAAGGAGCUUAGUGCUGUCCCGUAUACUGCACGAUUUGUUGUAUUUGCUAAAAUGGCAGAUGGACGGGAAGGACGUCUACGAUGCUAUUGUAUGACAGGGGACAAGUUAGAGAAGACUCUGGAGCAGCAUGAGAACUUUACAGAAGUGGCACGUAGCAGAGACAUAGAGGUAAUGGAUGGGACUCAACUUUUUGUGGAGCUAUCAGGGAAUCUUGUUCCUCUCAAGAAAGCAACGCAACAGAGAAGCUUUACCUUCCAGGCAUUUAAAGAGAACAGACUGGCACUACCCAUUAAGGUGCGAGACAGCAGCCGGGAACCUUGUGGAUCGCUCUCGUUCCUGCGCAAAAUGAUGAAAUAUGAACCAUCCCAGCAAGUCCUUUGCCACUUGAAUGUCACAAUGCCACAGUACACACAGGGCCCAGGCAGCCUGGACAGGAGGAGGACGCUGACACCACUUGCCCUAAGAGAGCGAUACAGUCUUCUGAAUGACAGCACAAAAGGAUCUCUCAGUGGCACAGAGCGUUUUGACAUGAAGAUGGCCGUCAUAUCAGAGCACCUCGGUCUGAGCUGGGCCGAGCUAGCGCGGGAGCUGCAGUUUGAGAUGGACGACAUCAAUCGGAUCAGAGUGGAGAAUCCAAAUUCACUGCUGGAGCAGAGCGCGGCAUUACUACACCUUUGGGCAUCACGGCAAGGCUCCAACGCAAAGUUAGAAGACCUGUACACAGCUCUGCGAAACAUUGACCGCAAUGAGAUUGUCACUAUGUUGGAGGGAUCUGGGCGCCAGAGCAGAAGCCUUAUAGGAGAGCGCCGGUAUACAAACAGUGAUGGAUCCAUUUCCCCCUCUCAGAGGAAUGGAACAGUCCCAUGGGGGUCCUCGCCAGGUAACCCCAUGACGCAGGAUGAGCUGCUUUCCCCGGCCUCUCUCAACUACUCCCUACCCUCUCCAUUGCGACUGGAGCCGUACUGGAGUGAAGCUUCCAUGUUGGAUGGAGUACCUAUGGCAACAGCUGAGCCAGACGGGGUGCUUGAUUUGCCUGACCUUCCUCUCUGGGCCUCAGGCCUGUCCCCGUCCCUCGUGGCUCCUGAAGACUCAUCCCUGGAUUGCAGCAAAGCUGAGGAUGAGUGGGAUGCCCCGCCACGACCUUCUUCGGGCUCCCCUGAUCUGGAGGAGGAGGAUACUGAAGCUGGAGGACCAGAGCGGGUCCAAGCCCGGAUCACUGAGACCCCAACAGCAUGCAGAGUGACAGGUGGUAAAGUAGAGAGGGUACUAGACUGGAGCACGGAUGCCCCCUCACCCUCUUCUCCUCGUCGUUCUCCUCACCAGGACAAUGGUGCCCCCUUGACAUACGAAGAGCUUCACCCAACCUUUAAGGGCACUGCAAGGAUACGAGUCACACAACAGAGCACCAUAUACAGCUCAAGCCGGCUGGGUGGGGGUAAUGAAGUCCCUGACAUUCCUGGGGAGCAAGUGACAGAGGAAGAGUUUACAGAUGAGCAAGGGAACAUAGUAACAAAGAAGACAGUCCGGAAGGUCCUCCGCAGGGUGGGACCUCCAGGGUCCACAGAUUUGGGGGACAAUGAAGACUUGAUCAUUGAAGGGACAUUGCAAGAGCCAGAAGAGCUUGAGAGUGAGACUCCCAAUUACCUGAAGUACGCAGUACUGCAUCGAGAGGCAGAGGACGAGUUUGACUCUUUGAGAUCAGAGGUCGGAGACGGGAGGAAAGGGGCACAGAUUGUGAAAAGAGCCGGCACCAAACGGGUGCAACAGUGAGACCACAAAACUGAGACACCCAAAAUACUGGGAAACACCCAGAACUUCACCUCAAGUACAAGCUACUGAAGCCGGAACCUGACUGCCAUCUACUGCACCCCACAGAAUACCAAUCGGAAUACGGAUUUUCUUUUUCUCUCCUCGCUCAUCUAUUAGCAGACAUCUCCCCUCCCGGAAGAGUCAAUCGCUGAGGGGUCCCUCCCCCGUCCAAAGUCCGAAGCAGACACUCACCCCCCUGUAUGCUCACGGCAUGAAGAUUUGCACCCUGCAUGUUACAAAGUAAUAUGCAUGAGAUGACAUUGGGGAAGAGGACAGAGUUGCCCCCGGCUCCCCUCCCCUUCAUUCUUCCCACCCUUCAAAUUCAUCUGACCCCGCCCCUGUACCCUUUAAACCCCAGCAGGGGGGGCAUUUACGAAAAAAAAGUCUGGGGAAAAAAAAGCGGGCGACCCUUGACCUUUUUUUUUUUGCUCCCUUCUAAACCUAUCCCAGCUGCAAAAUGCUUUGUGUCCCAGAUGUAUAUCCGUACUGAGUAUGUCUAUACACUCUACAGCAGCAUUAAGGGAGCCCCCUACCCCCAAAUCCCCUCCGACCCCCCUCUCAACUGUCUAUUAUAUAUGCCUGUCCGUCGACAAACAGCAAUAGGAGUCUCCCUAGCCUGGAUAUAGUCUUCCAGGCCGCAGGGCACAGCACAAUGUUGACCGGGCAGACAAGGCAAAGGGUUCUGCAUGUUGCAGUUUAUUUUGCGCAAACAUUUUUAUUAGUUUUUUUUUUCUUUGUUUCUCUGAAAAGCGAAAAAGGGCUACACGUUAGAGAUACUCCGUAACGUAACGCAGGGAUGCGUCUUCACCCCCCCAAGAGGGCUACAAAAAAAAUAAAAAUAAGUGUAUCUAGAUACUCAGUACCAUUAUACAGCAGCGCGGCAUGUUGUUCUUUUCAGGUGGCUAUGGCAUUUUUCGGGGCACUCGGCACCAUUAUACAGUGCAGCAUGCUUAUUCUCAAGCUACAGGUAGUGCAUAAGGGUAGUCUGCAUUAUUGUACAGUGCAGUACGUUUAUAUAAAGGGGGAGGGGGGUGAAAGUGUAUAGAUAUAACCAGAUCCUUUACAUCGCAGAGCCGCAUGUUUAUUACCAGGGGGGGGGGGGGGGGGGGGAGGGCGCUAGGAGUGUAUAGAGAUACUCAUUCUCAUAAAGUGCAGCAUGGUCAUUAGAUGCGCCGCAUCUUUCUACAGUGCAGCAUGUUCAUUUACCAGGGGCUGAAAGCGUGUAGAGAUGCUCAGUGUCUUUAUACAAUGCAUUAGGGGUAGGGAGGGGGUGUGCGGGGAUUCAACUGCCCCCCUGACUCAGGAAUGUGGUUCCAGCUUUAGGGGGGGAGGGGAGAAUUCUAUAUAUAUUAAAGGAUUUAAGCAACCCCCCCUCCCCACUACAGUUAUCCCAAGUCCAGACCCUCCAGCCCUGCUCCGGAGAGACAAAGCCCUCACCUUCACAACCUCUCUCCAGCGCUCUUUUUAGAUGCAAUUUCUGAUAUGCAUAAAAAGCUGAUUGUACAAUAACUGCUCAUAUGGGAAUAAAUACUAUGCAAUAUAAUCUUA